AAACACAUACGAUGCCGAUACAAAUAUAAGUGCGACCCACUUUCACGACGGACACACGUGUGAGGAGACUCAGCUACUAUGGAGAACGAGAAGGAGAAAGAGAAAGAGGCUGCAAACGGAUCACCGGCGGUCAACAAGACUCCCAAAUCGUCUGCUAAGAAAUCAAGGGGCCCACCUCAGAGUUCGGUCGACACAUUUGCUGUUCAAUGCAACGACUGUUUCAAGUGGAGGACAUUAGCAACUGAAGAUCAAUUUGAAGAGUUCAGAAGUAAGCAAAGUGAGGACCCAUUUGUUUGCAACAAACUUGAAGGGAUCGUCUGCGAUACUCCUGCUGAUAUCGAGUAUGAUUCUUCUAGAACAUGGGUCAUGGAUAAACCCAACAUCCCAAAAACCCCAAAAGGCUUUCAGAGAGUAAUUGUACUGAGAAGAGAUUACUCUAAAAUGGAUGUGCAGUAUAUCACUCCCGAUGGCACAAGGGUUAGAGCAGCUCCGGGAAUCAUAACGUACCUCAAAGAACACCCGGAAUACAGCAACGUGUCGCCUACUGAUUUCUGUUUCACGUCUCCUAAGGUCAUGAGCGACACAAUUCCAGAACAUAUCGAGAAAAAAAGCUCGAGUCCGAAUGUCAAGAGUCCCAGUGUCAAGAAACAGAAGAAAUCAACUUAAAAAGGUUAGUUGGUCAGUCGGUCGGUUGGUUGGUUGGUUUAUGGGUGUGUUUUUAAGGUUCUAUUAUGACGUAAAAUCAGGAUUAUGUUUUUUUUAAUCGUAUUGUAUGUUUAGGUUUUGUGUUCAUGACUCUCGGCCAAAUUGAACUGGAAUAUGUUGUAAAGUGGCUGUAGUCGUAAGUUUUUAGUAGGAACCAGGGAAUGGUAUCUCGUAUGGGGUCUGAUGAUCCUGCGACUAUGAUGAAUACAAUUGAGUUUGUUGUA
Molecule: messenger RNA, 929 nt
Organism: Helianthus annuus (common sunflower)
Lineage: Eukaryota; Viridiplantae; Streptophyta; Magnoliopsida; Asterales; Asteraceae
Product: methyl-CpG-binding domain-containing protein 4
Exons: 2
Coding region: 79-666 (195 amino acids)
Molecular function (GO): zinc ion binding; DNA binding
Source: RefSeq, a predicted model, not a curated record